This is a messenger RNA of Patiria miniata (bat star), 6582 nucleotides long. Its product is annotated as lysyl oxidase homolog 2A-like. Gene Ontology annotation, molecular function: copper ion binding; protein-lysine 6-oxidase activity. The record is from RefSeq and is a predicted model, not a curated record. The transcript has 13 exons. The coding region runs from base 499 to 2919 and encodes 806 amino acids. Gene Ontology annotation, biological process: peptidyl-lysine oxidation. Gene Ontology annotation, cellular component: membrane. Lineage: Eukaryota; Metazoa; Echinodermata; Asteroidea; Valvatida; Asterinidae.
AAAUUUCAUAACAUUCUUGACUAGCGGAUUGAAAUCUUCCGAGGUGGCUUCGGGUUAACGGCAUAGCUAACCCCGACUUUGGAGUAGCAGGUCGGCUUAUAAAGGUUCCGCAGAGGAUUGAAUUCAGUUGGCCUAACACAGACCCUCCAUACCCCUCGCGCCAACUCAUCCCAGUCCCGGUAGAGCAGUAAAUCUGUUGGAAUUGCAGUUAGCCAUCGGGAGGUUGCGACCGUGAAUUUGAUCCUUCGUACAUCACCGCGUCAUACUCGUCAGGCAGGUUGACGGGUGCACAGAGCGUAUUUUUACGUUACGAUCAGGAGAAACUUCUCCCGCUUUUGUUGUUCAGCGUGUACUAAGUGUUCAACAGCUGGCACAAACAACGAGAUUUAACUUCGAAAAAGUUAAAGGACUGAUUUGCUAAGGGACAACUAAACACGAACAACUUCUCUGGAGACAAGCGUAUAGAUUGAGCAACGGACCUUGCGAGUCAUCAAGAAAAUGCCUCGUGACACACACUUCACCUGGUGGCUUGUACGUCUGGUGGUAUACCUGUCUGCGAUAGCGUUGAUCUCUGGCGGGGUCAAGGGUGAUGCGCCCAAGCCAGCGGCCGCUAGGCUGGUCGGCGGGCACAACCCAUGGUCCGGCCGGCUAGAGGUCUACUUCAAGAGGCAACGCGCCUACGGGACCGUCUGUGACGAUGGCUGGCACAUGAACGCCUCACACGUGGCCUGCCGGAUGAUGGGGUAUGCCGAGGCGAUGGACUUUCACUUCGGCAAUGUGUUUGGGGCUGGGAAAGGUACAAUCGUAUUGGAUGACGUCAGGUGCACAGGCAACGAGACUCACCUCUUCAAAUGUCAGCACGCCAAGCUAGGCGUCAGCAACUGUCGCCAUAGCGAGGAUAUCGGCCUGACCUGCAGCCAAGACACCAUCCAGGAGCGGAUGGAGGCACAAAGGGCAGCUGUAAGUAUCCGUAGGAGCAAGAUCAGGAAAGAGAGGCGGCAGAUGAAGGUUCGCCUGGUAGGCGGGUCUAAGCUUCAGCCCAUCUCAGAGGGCGUGGUGGAGUUGCUCUACAAGGGCAAGUGGCGUACCGUGUGUGGCGAGGACUGGGACACCCUAGACUCGCGGGUUGUUUGUGGCAUGGUGGGCUUCAAGGACUCCAUGCCGCUGAGAGAAGGUUAUCAAGAGGCGGGUAACUUCCAGCGACGUAAGAGCAUGCGGAUUACAAACGUCCAAUGCACGGGAUCCGAGGUCCACAUAGGUACCUGCCCCUUCGACGACCUGGCGAAUGAAGAGGACUGCCCGUCUGACAUAGUGGCGCAUGCCCGCUGUCAUCGCGGAGACUUCGUUCUCGACACCCCGUACGACGAGAACGGAAUGCCUGUUGAAGGCACGGCAGCGGAGGACAACGAGGAGAUAGUUCAAAACGAAGAGAUCACAUCAGCAGGUGCUGAAGGAAACACCAGCGCGGACGCGGAAGUCAAUGAUGCGGGGAUGAACAACAACACCUCAUCCACUACAAUGCCAGAAACAACGACCGACAUAGAUGCACAGGAAAUACUAAACGAUGAUGCCGGUCAGGCAAAGAGAAGAAAGGGAAAGAGUAAGGCAGCGCGAAAACAGGCGACGCCAGAAGUACUGGUCAUCAAGAAACCGAAGCCUACUAUCCGGCUGAAGUCCGGGGCUUACUACGGAGAAGGCCGUGUGGAGGUCUACGUGAACGGCCUCUGGGGCACGAUAUGCAGUGAGGGAUGGGACGAGGUCAGCGCAAGCGUAGCCUGCCGACAACUCGGUUUCGGGGUAGCAGAGAAAGCCGUAAGAAACUCCGAGUUUGGACAAGGCGUUGGCCCUAUCUGGCUUUGGCGUAUGCGAUGCGAGGGACACGAAAAAACAUUACUAGACUGCGAUCAUGGCUACCUGAACGGCAGUCGGUGCACCCACGCCCAAGACGCUAGCGUACAGUGCGUGGUGCCUGAUAUCGAUGCUGCUAGCAAGGUGAGAAUUGAAGGCGGCACGUACGAGAGAGAGGGGCGGGUGGCGGUCUACAUCAAUGGGGAAUGGGGCAACAUCUGCGGAUGGAACUGGGGACUCCUGGCUGGUAAGGUAGUGUGCCGUCAGCUUGGACUGGGACACGCUCGCUAUGCACCAGAGAGCACAUUGAGCUACGGCAGCGCUCCGAAGAGGACGUUUCUCAUGAUGGAGGUAAAAUGCACAGGCCACGAGAGAACGAUCAAGGAGUGCAAAUACACGCGACCUUCCAAUGCCAACACUUGCAUCAGAGCAUUCCGAGCCGGGGUUGUCUGUGUUGACACGCUGCCAGACGUCUUGAUGGACCUCCAUGUUCUCCAGUCAUCUGUUCGUGUCCAGGACUGGCCUGAUACCCUCUUGACCUGUGCACGCGAGGAAGGUUGCCUGUCCGAUGUCCCCAAUAACUGGGGCCUUCGUCGUCUGCUACGCUUCACUAGCGCCAUCAUGAACCGAGGCAUGGAGCAGUUUAGACCGUUGCUGUCUCGAUACAGUUGGAAAUGGCACCUUUGUCAUAGGCAUUUCCACAGCAUGGAGGUCUUUAGCCAUUACGACCUGAUCAACCAGAAAGGAGAGAGGGUAGCCCAAGGCCAUAAGGCUAGCUUUUGUCUGGAGGACGGCCACUGUGAUGAAGGGAUAACCCCACAGUUCUCCUGUAUCACAGACCAAGGCAUCUCUGUCAACUGCAUCGACAUCUACGCCAGUAACAUUGAUUGCCAGUGGGUGGAUGUGACGGGAGUCAAGACAGACCUGUACACCCUGAGGAUACAUAUCAAUCCAGACAAUCUGGUGGCGGAGUCGGAUUAUGACAACAACUUGAUUGAAUGUGACUUGUAUUAUGGCAGGCGCAUCACAAUUGGCCACUGCGAAUAUGUAACGGACAGGAUGAAUGGCUAGCUGUGGUCAGUGACUUCGCUUCCUCAGAAUAACAGACUCAGUGCAGAUUCAGUACCAUACACUGGACUGUGGACAUCAAGGGGUUUUACUUUUGAUGUUAAUAAUAGUAUUACAGUUUGGGUCACAGUUCGAGUUCAUGGUCUGCAAGCUUGAUUCGUUCAUCAGGGCAGACUUUGAUUGGCUACUUUGUAGUAUUUACUUAGUGAAACACUCCCGAAGACAGAAGAUGCAGAAACAGACUCAGUGUCACAUUGAGCAUGAAUCUCAGGAUGUAAAAAGCUUUAUCACAAGGUCAAAUUCAGUUUCUUUUCUUUUUGGAAAUGAAACACUGCAUAUAUCCAUAAAACCACACCUAAUUUUCUUGAUAAUUUUUAAUCUUUUUUUAAACAUGUUAAAAAAUUUGUGUGUAAACACGGUUUAAUUUACUUUAUCGCAUUAGUUAUUUCAUCCAAACAUGUUGCAUGGUUAUCCUUAUAUAUUGGGCACCUACCCAUUUUAGAUCUCACCCACAAGAAAGCUCUUAAACACACUAAUUGUCUAUUUUGUAUCACUGCCAUUUUUUUUGGAGGGGGGGGGGAGGCAAACCUGUAAAUAGCUGAAGCGUAGUGGGGAAGCGAGUCCUAGUCUGUUAUGUUUUAUUGUAGCAACAUAACUAUGUUAAUUUCCAUAUUAUACUGAUAGGUUACAUUGACAUUUUGUGAUUUUUACUUAUUUUCGAUUGUACGUAACGUUGCUCUUUUCCAGUGUUCAGGCAUGUUUACAGAAAUUUUGUAAAAAGAUUUAAGACGAAUUACUAGUAAUAAAACGACAGCACACCAAGCUUUGUCUCUUCAACAAUUAUUAUUCUUUAUAAAAAAAUGUAUUAAUUAUUCAAUACAAUCAGUCAGUACAUCAUAUCAAUGCAUAUUAUGAGUUAUUCAUAAUAAAACUGUUUUAACUUCACUUGAAACACAUAUUUUGUUUUGCAAUGAAAGGCUGCAUACAAAAAUGGAAGUACAUGUAACCUUGAAAUGUGCAAUGUAGCCCCCAUUUCGCACCGAUUUUAGGGUCUGCAUUCAAGCACCUUGACAACAAGAAUCGUCAUUGCAAUUUUUUUUAUGGCCGUAUUUUUUAAAUUAAUGUUCAUUGUAUAAAAAAAAAAACACAUUCAAAGGUUUUUAUUCUUGGCAAAAGCUACAAAGGGGAAGAGAACAUAAUCCUUCAAAACAGGAUAACAAUUUGAAAUAUACAAAAUGUACACUGCAUAGUUGAAAGGUAAUGUGGGGAAAAACAAGCACCUGGUAUUUUAUCAUUUAUCAUUUAGUGAUGGAUAAGAGUUAAUGAUGGAUGAGUGUACGAGAAAAUAUGGAUGAUAGCACCGGAUUUUAAUUUCCAAUUUCCACUUAAAUUACAUGUAUUUGAGAAAACAAAUUUCAUUUUGACCUUUAAAGCAGUGCACUGGAUAAAAUAUAAAAGCACCACAUUUCUAAAUAGGCGCAUUGCUUAUAGACCAUUAUCAUGUUUGGGCCAUCUUGAUUUUUUUCCAAUUCAAAUUAACGCAACCAAAGCUAGGCUGAAAGGAAAAAUAGUCUGGUUCCUUUUUGCACAAAAACAUUAUCAUUCAGUGCUGUUAUUAGAUACAGGGAACAUGACUAAAAUGGUGGCAGCAUGUAACGAUCUAUUGCUGGCUUUAGCCGAGUGAUCCAGACACAGUCUAGCAGUGUGGAGAGUGACCCUUUAUUCUUGCCUGUUGUCCAGUGUAAACUGGUGCUGGGCCACAGUUCCCCUCCCAAAGUAAAAUAUAACAUUGUACUUUGGAUAUUUCAUAAUACCACAGUUAAGGCAUAAACAAUAAUUGUAUACAGUAAAUCAUACAUCAAACUUUUAUUAUGAAACCAUGACGUCAUGCCUUUGAUGUUGUGGUGUCACAAACCAACCAACAGGGAGUGGAUGGAUGGCGGUCCCAGUAUCGUAUCUCCUCCUCGCCCACCCCUUAAUACGUGUCUGUGCCCUUUGGAAGUCACAGAAUUGUUUCAAACUCAGUUGUGACCGACCAAAACCGACCACAACAAAAUGACUCAGAAGACACCACAGCUAUUGUGAGUAAUAGGUCUAUUGUACAUACCUUGCAAACAGUAAGUCAGCAUUUUCACCCAUAUGAUAUCUUCAUAUAUAUGUUUGUCUUUUUGUGAGCAAAAAAUAAAAUGCGAGGUUUACGUAUGCAAAUAUAAUUCAUAUGACCAAAAUGAGAAGGAAAAUUACUUCAAGACUAGUUUUGUCGAAUCUGGUCACAUUUUUCCCAUUAUGUCACCUAAUGAAUUUGAAAAAAAUAAACGAUUAAGUUAGGUUCUAGGGUGAUUUCCUGAAAGUCUGAAACAAUACGUUUUUGAGUACCUGAUUGUUACACAAAAAUACAAAAUGCAUUGUAAUUAAACAAUAUGAAAAACUUGUGAAAAAAACCCCAUAAUCUGAGAAGAUUGAUUACAAACUUCAAACAAAUACAGGAACUAUUUUGCAGAAUUUGUGUCUUUAAAUUUCCCAUAAUUUUAGCUGCAAUGGAGUUCAAGUACAAAUGUGGCACAUUCAAAUCAGCCAUGUACACUGUGACUACACAGCUACUCCAGUCUGGUGAAUGAGAUCAUAGGUAAUGUGUCAUAGACAGCAAUAAACACUAGGAAUCACAGGCCUUUCACUGUUAUUGAGAGGAAAAAAAGCCAAAGUAUGAAGAAUAUUAUACAUUAUAUAUAGUAAUCAUCAAGUACUAUUUAAGUGCUACCGUUCUCCAAGAUUUAACAUUAUCCAGUGUUACACACACCUAUUGCCACUACUCACUACACAACACAUACAAGUCUCUUCUACCUGAUUCUAUACAAUAAUUUACAGAUAACCAAACAACAAAAGACAAAUUAUGGUAUAUUUCAUCUGUUCUUAUGUACAAAAGACACUUCAGUCUUAAAAACCAAAAACAAAAAAUAGACACACAAGUUGGAUUAAAAAGAGUAAAGUAAAGCAAAAAUAAUUAUAAUCACCAUUCACACAAAAAACUAAAACCUGCAGCAAUUUUUCUGGAUUAAUAACAAUUACAAAAAAUGCUUCUGCUUUUGAUGGAAGAGCUACUUUUUGUGUCCCAGAUUUUCAGUCUCCUAUUUUUAUUCAGUGAGAUAUUCCUCCUACCAUUCAGCGUCACCAUUUUAAAGUUGCGUCAAAAUGCGCAGGACAGUGACUAUUAUAACUUUUUUUUUAGUACCCUUGGAAUCUUAGUCACUGAGAAUAUGCAUAUUCACACAAAGAAAAUUAGACUCCUUAGCUUUUCAAGUCUUAACAGAAUCCGAAAGCACAGUCCAAAUAUGUAUCAUGCCAUGUAAGCAAUAACUGCACAUUUUUCUAGAAGCUGAGGGUAUCGUGGUUAUAUUAUACUUUCAGUGCAGUACCUUGUAACUCCCUAACUUUUAUAUUUUAUUUAAUUUGAACCAGCAAUACCUCAAAUCAUGUCAAUGAAAUAAAAGAUAGUACAGCUUGUUUUCCAAGUAACCUAGUUGGUCUUGAGCAUAAACACUGACCACAGGUUAUCCAGCCUGUGGAAUGUUAUGGUUUUUUUUUUAACUGACGGCAGCAAAUAGUCCAGCUAUUUUUGCAUUUCAUUAAAGACAAUGUGAAAUACUACUCGGAUACUACUCAGCCCCC